Carassius carassius (crucian carp) is the source of this 438-nucleotide messenger RNA. Its product is annotated as protein preY, mitochondrial-like. Lineage: Eukaryota; Metazoa; Chordata; Actinopteri; Cypriniformes; Cyprinidae. Bases 133 to 438 code for a protein of 101 amino acids. The record is from RefSeq and is a predicted model, not a curated record. The transcript has 2 exons.
CACGAAUGUAAAAGAUCAGGGGACACGUUUACAAGUGCGCCUAGUUCGGCGCUUCCGGUUUACUGUUGGUUCUGUCAGACAAGUUUAGUUUAGUUGUUUGUUUGUUUUUCACCCCUUCUGCUGUCUUCGGAUAUGUCUCAUGCAUUGAGGACACUUGGCACUGGAGUGUUUAGCGUGCAGAGAUCUGUGAGCGUCGUGAAGAUCCGCAGCGCUGCAGUGAAGGACGGCCAGAGUCAGCCGUUUGAUGAGUCUCUGCUGGAGUUUCUUGUGUGUCCACUGUCCAAAAAAACCCUGAGGUACGACGAAAGUUACAACGAAUUAAUAAACGAAGAGCUUGGUAUCGCAUAUCCCAUCAUUGAUGGUAUUCCUAAGAUGAUCCCACAAGAUGCAAGAAUGAUCCAUAAGAGCGGAGCGACUGAAAAACCCACUCAAUCUUGA